CAAGACAUGUGAUUAGCAUUUCUGUCUGCUACCAAGUUUGCCCUCCAGUCCGCCUGCUCUGCCUUCAGAGGGAAUACUGCCUGCAGGCUAUUCUGUCAACAACAAGCAGCAGUCUGUGUGCUGACUCUAAUCCAUCACAACCAUCAUGCCCGGCACCACACCAGCGAAGAAGUUGGACCUCUCCAAGCUCACUGAUGAGGAGGCCAAACAUGUGUGGGCCGUCGUCCAGCGAGACUUCGACCUGAGGAAGAAGGAGGAGGACAGACUCGGGGACCUGAAGACCAAGAUUGAAAAAGAAGACACCAAGAGAGAGCUGUUGGGCAACCAGAGCAGCCUGACCGAGUCCUACUGUAUCCGAUGUCUCCAGCCCUUCAAGUUCCUGGUCAACAGCAAGCGUCAGUGUUUGGACUGUCAGCUGUACACCUGCAAGUCCUGCAGCCGCUACAACAAGAAGGAGCAGGGCUGGGUGUGUGACCCCUGUCGCAUGGCCAGGGUCCUGAAGAUCGGUACAUUGGAGUGGUACCAUGAAAAUGUUCGAGCCCGCUUCAAGCGCUUCGGCAGUGCCAAAGUGAUGCGAUCGCUGUUCAAGAGGUUGAGCGGAGGACACAGUCACUCCCAGGAUGACCUUGAAGAUGGAUACGAGGAGCACAGCAUGGAUGCAGCUGAUUCACAACACUACAAAGCGAUGAAAAAGGCCAAAAGGAGGCUUCCUGUUGAUCCCUUUGACUUUGAGCUGGGCCGUAAAUACUCCUCAGACUCCAGAGGACGGUCAAACCAGGCCCCCGUCUCUAAUGACAUCAUGGACGUAGACGAAGGUGUGAGGGAGUCGAGGCUGGCUGAGGCGGAUAUGGCCUCUGUUUUUCACCAGAUUUUGGUGGAGCAACACAAAGAGGUGGAGCUGGCUUCACCGCAAGACGAUCUUGCGUACUCAGACAACCGGACUAUUCCUUCUCGCUCCAUCUCCCGGCUCAGUCACUCCUCAUGUGGCAGCGGUGGUGCUUGGGGUCCUCGAGACAGCAGCAGCUAUCUGCCGGGUCUCGAAGACUCUGAGGAGGAGGAGGGGGAGGAGGAAGACCACUCCCGGAACUUUCCCCUGUACCAGUCUCAUCUGGGCCCCUGCAGCCACACCUCCCAGGAGAGUCUGAACUCAUCCAACCCUCCACCACAGAUCACCGACAUGAACAGACGCAUGUCGGCCAUCGAAACCCUCUUAAACCACCUGGAGCAGAAGGUCACGUCACCAUAUGACCAGACCAGCCAGCCUCCUCUGACUCCAAACAGCACCUCUCCUCUCCCUCAGUGGGAGGAGGUGGACUUAGAGGAGCAGCAGCUGAGGCAGAAGCUGAACGAGCUGACGGACAACAUCAGCGACCACAGCCUGACCUCCGAUGAAGAAGAGGAGUCCACCAGGCCACACUCCUCCCAAGAAGUCCCAGCAUGGAGGAGUCAUGAGGUGGAUGCCAAACCGUCCAGACUGCCGACCAGACCCACGUCCAGAACCAGCAGUGUCACCUCCAGAGUGGAGGAAGAGCAGCCUCGGCGCACUGACUCACAGAAGACAAACCAUUCGACUGACAGUCUGGAGAGGAAGCGGCUCCCUCUAGAGGAGGGACCAGCAGCAGGCUUCAAAGGCUCAUCAGCCUUACUGUGUGAACUGGAGGACCAGGUAGCUCAAGCUGCUGCUAACGUCCAGAACGCCCAGAGUGAAGUGUCUUACAUAGAGAACAGGAUUGCUGCACUGAAUGCUGCUGGCAUGCCGGUGGAUAAAAGAAGAAGGUCUGCGAUCCCGGUCCAAGCAAGAAGACUUUCCCACAACUUUCCCACAAACCAGGUGGACAACUUUGUGAGGAACUCCCCCUACAGGGGCUCCCUGACUCAGAGGACCGCAGUGGCCAAGCCCAAACCCAGGGCUACCUUUGCGAAACCGGUAAUGACUCAGGGCUCAUGAGGAGGCGGCUCAGCAUUUUGUGACUAAUCACUUCUUUUAUUGUCCUGGUUUGUUUUUAGAUUUUUUAUUACAAUUCUCUGCGAUCGACUCGGACGGGGGCUGUUUUAAAUUUGUAUUUCAGCAUGUUGACCUGUGAACUGUAGAGUCAUUGUCUUGGUCUAGAUCUCAAAUAUAUUUAUUGUUUAAUUGAUGUGAACUACAAUUUAACGCUUGACACUAGACCUGCAUCUUUUUAACAUGUGAGGUCAUUCAUAACAACUUCACCUUAAUGUGAAAAAGCAUUUUUGAUUUGACAAAUUGUUCUGAAAUCUACACGCUUUUAUUUCAAUUAUUUGCAAGGUACAAAAAUAAAUGAGAAAAAAAAGAAACUUUUUCAAAAGCAUUACCAAAGAAUUAGCAUUUUCUGCUUUGUAAUAAUUUAACAUUUUAUAUUUAAUUGGUUUAGUUUAUAUCUUUGUAAACAGUUGAUACUGAUCCUAAGCGAAAAGUUGAAUUAUGAAAUCAGAGCAGGUCCUGCAGGUCUCACCUGGUUAUUGGUUAUUAGGUAUUUAAAUGUUGUUGCUUUUGUAUUGAUGUGAAUGAUGUUAGACAUGUUUUAACAUUUUCUACAUGAUCAGUAAUGUUUACAUCAACAGCUCACGUUUCAUUCUGAAGGCGGUACUUUCCGCAUUUAUACUCUAAUUUUAUUAAAAUACUUCUCCUUGAA
Labrus bergylta (ballan wrasse) is the source of this 2654-nucleotide messenger RNA. It is a transcript of the gene mlphb, whose product is annotated as melanophilin b. Gene Ontology annotation, biological process: intracellular protein transport. Gene Ontology annotation, molecular function: myosin binding; small GTPase binding; actin binding. Gene Ontology annotation, cellular component: cortical actin cytoskeleton. NCBI's taxonomy places the organism in Eukaryota, Metazoa, Chordata, Actinopteri, Labriformes, Labridae. The record is from RefSeq and is a predicted model, not a curated record.